GUUUAGCAAGUGUUAAACAGGAGACUGGCACUGUUGAAAGGUGGUUUAGAAGAAUUCACUGGAUCAUGGUAGUGUCCGGCUUGAGCUUUAUGAUGUACGGUUCCGUGUGGAAUUUGCUCAGCAAUUAUCUUCACAAUCCGCUCACGUUUUACGUCGAUACCGCACACCUGCAUUGGAACACAACCUUCCCAGCAAUCACCCUGUGCCAAGUGGUUAAUGGCGAAACCGUUGCAGAGUUGACGGAACAACAUUUCGGUGCCGAUCGGGACCCUUUGCUGGACAGCCUUAUCAUUGACAUUGCGUUCUACGGUGGUACCUGCUAUUCCUGCGAAGAAUGUCACCCGACCGGCUCACUCACGGCCACCUCGGCAGUGAACUGUACCGCGCUGCGGAACUUCACCGAAAUUGUUCGUCGCCAUCGGGUACCUUGCGAAGAGCUGCUUACGGACUGUCACUGGCAGAAGGAAUCGUUUGAUUGCUGUCGCUUUUUUCGCCCACUCGAUACCGAGUUUGGACGAUGUUUCAGCGUUAAUGCGGCGAAUGUUGUGGGCAGAUCCGCACCAGCUCGACCGCGGCUUGUCAGCAACCGAGCGACUGGCCCGGGUUGGUUGGGAUUUCGCGUGCUGGAAGACGUGCAGCUGUAUCUGCACGAUGAGUUUAGCGUGCCGUAUGCGUACGUCGAUCGGUCGUUGCGUGAAACCGUGCUGUGGGGUAUGCGUAAGGAGAUUGUCGUACGGGUGAUCGAGAUGGAAAAUAAGGACACCGUGCUUGAGCUGCCAAUCUGGCGACGCAACUGUCGCUUUCCGUGGGAAACUGUGAACGAUGAACAUCAACUGUACCGACAUUAUAGCUUCUCCACCUGCUCGAUCGAAUGUUUCUGGAUAACUCAGCUUCAGUUUUGCAACUGUACGCACCAUUUAAUGCCACGACCUUUGAAACCGACCGCCCGUGACAGCACGCAGAUAUGCUCGUUCGAAGGACUCACCUGCCUCACGGAACACUCGGUAGAAAUUGCACAGGCACGCAAGCAAUGCUCCUGCCUGUCGUCAUGCGUCGAACCGGAGUACUUCGUCAUCCACAAGUCAGAGGACUUCUUCGCCGAAACCGAGGAAGAAGAGGGCCGGGUAACGGUACGGCUGCUCUCGCUGCCCUACGAAAGGUUCGUGCGUAACAUCGCCAAGACGGAGAUGGAUCUGUUCAUCGCGCUCGGCGGUUUGAUUGGCCUGUUCUACGGUAUGUCCCUACUGACAACUAUCGAUUUUCUUAUGCACGUCUGCCGGUUGACUAUCCGAUUUCUUGCCUCCUGUCGUCAGCGGCAUGGUUAA
Messenger RNA from Anopheles stephensi (Asian malaria mosquito), 1325 nucleotides. Its product is annotated as sodium channel protein Nach-like. The coding region runs from base 66 to 1325 and encodes 419 amino acids. Gene Ontology annotation, cellular component: membrane. Gene Ontology annotation, molecular function: ligand-gated sodium channel activity. NCBI's taxonomy places the organism in Eukaryota, Metazoa, Arthropoda, Insecta, Diptera, Culicidae. The record is from RefSeq and is a predicted model, not a curated record. Gene Ontology annotation, biological process: sodium ion transmembrane transport. The transcript has 8 exons.